GUCGGUUUUUUUUUUCGAGGCGAUGAGGUCGGUGCGCGCACGAUUGUAUCGAAAUUUUGUAUAAAUCGCGCCUAACCAAUAGUAAAAUCAACUAAAAAUUAAGUUUAAGGCGAAUUAAAUUGAGUAAAAGGCGGAGGAAAAACCAAAUCCCAUUCGUUUAAUACAGAAAAGCACAACAAAUGAGAAUUUAAAAAACUGCAGCUGCAAGUCCCGAUGCCUGGCGAAGGCUAGAGCGAGACAACGCUACCUACCCGAGUGUGUGUGCAAUUUGUUGAUAGUAUUUUGCUGUUGUUGUAAAAAUGCUCAGCUUGCAGGCGUGCAGCAACAACAAAAAAAACUGAAACAACAACAAAAUCGACGAACGCCGGCAAAACAAAAACGCGUAAACGGUGAAUUUGAUUGAUGCGAAAAGCACAAAAUAGGAAAACCGAAAGCAAUAUUCGUUAAAGAAUACACAACAAAAGUGGAGUGAGCAAAAGUCGCGCGAUUGUGUGUCUGUGCGUCGCGUAACCACGCGUGUGUAUGUGUGUGGAAGCAAAGGAUAGAAAUAGGAGGCGAAAUCGGAGCUUGGCGGAAACCAAACGCCAAAAUGUUGUAAACAAAUAAGCGAAAAAACCUGAGCCAUUCAAAUUACCUUCGAUCGUAAACGACGGUUUCCACGUUAAUCAGCAAAAAAAUCGAACUGAAAAUGGCCAGCAAAGUAAACAAAAACAGCAGGACGAUUUGGAAAUGGCUAGUCGGCAGUUAUCUGAUACUGCAGUUGAUUGAAAGCAGUUUGGCAAGUCAAGCUCUCUCGUUCACCUUGGAGCCGCAGGAUGCAGUGGUGCCCGAGGGUCACUCAGUGCUGCUCCAGUGCGCGGGAAGUGCAUCCACGGGUCGCGCGGGCAAAGGCAAGGCGGGCACGCCCACUCCGGUGAGCAUCCGGUGGCGAGGACCCGAUGGCCAGGACCUCGUGAUCGUGGGCGACACGUUCCGCACCCAGCUGAAGAACGGAUCGCUGUACAUUUCAUCCGUGGAGGAGAACCGUGGACUAACUGGCGCCUAUCAGUGUUUGCUGAGUGCCGAGGGCGUGGGCAGUGUCCUGAGUCGCCCGGCUCUGGUGGCCAUUGCCCGCCAGCCGGAUCUCAACCAGGACUUCCUGGAGACGUACCUGCUGCCUGGACAGACGGCCUACUUCCGCUGCAUGGUGGGCGAGGCCAGUUGGCAGGAGGGCGUCAAGCAUUCGGUGCAGUGGUUCAAGGAUGACCUGCCCCUUCCGCUGGACAAGCUGCGCAUGGUGGUGCUGCCCAAUGGAGCACUGGAGAUCGAUGAGGUGGGGCCCUCGGACCGGGGUUCCUACCAGUGCAAUGUGACCUCGGGAAGUUCCUCUCGAUUGAGCAGUAAAACCAAUCUGAACAUCAAGAAACCCAGUGAACCGGGAGCGGAGAACGCGGUGGCUCCUUCAUUCCUCGUUGGACCCUCUCCAAAAACUGUGAGGGAAGGCGAUACCGUCACCCUGGAUUGUGUGGCCAAUGGAGUGCCCAAGCCACAGAUCAAAUGGCUGCGCAACGGCAUGGAUUUGGAUCUCAACGAUCUGGAUUCCCGCUUCUCCAUCAUUGGAACGGGUUCCCUGCAGAUCUCCAGUGCAGAGGAUAUUGAUUCGGGGAACUAUCAGUGCCGAGCAAGCAACACAGUAGAUUCCCUCGAUGCUCAGGCAACGGUGCAGGUCCAGGAGCCACCGAAGUUCAUCAAGGCACCGAAGGACACAACUGCUCACGAAAAGGAUGAACCGGAGUUAAAAUGCGACAUCUGGGGAAAGCCCAAACCCACGAUUCGCUGGCUGAAGAACGGGGAUCUGAUAACUCCAAACGAUUACAUGCAACUGGUGGAUGGUCACAACCUGAAGAUCCUCGGCCUCCUGAACUCCGAUGCAGGGAUGUUCCAGUGCGUGGGCACCAAUGCCGCCGGAAGUGUCCAUGCAGCAGCACGUCUGCGAGUUGUUCCCCAAGGAGUGAAAAUCAAAAAACGUAAAUCCCAAGGCCAGUCCACCAAGUCCCUCCAGACCUUUGACAACCUGACCAAGCGACGCAAACCCUUCAAUUCCGGUGAGCAACUGCGCACCAAAUCCGGUGGAAGUUUUCGCUUUUCGGGUGAAGACGAUGACUUGGACGAGGAGGACGACUCCAGUACGACACGACUUAGGUUGCCGAAUGGAAAGCUUCCCAAAUUCGAGCAACCUUUGAACGAUCGCAUGUUCAACAUUCUGAACACAGCAAGUGCUUUGCCACUCGAAAAUCAAUCCAAGAGUUACGAGGACGACGACGACUAUGACGACGAUGACGAUAACGACGAUCCGGCUACGAAAAAGGCUCUUCUGGAGGCCUAUAAACAGGGAGAGGAUCCGCAGAAAAUACUGGACUCCUGGCGGUUGAGCAAUAGCAAGAGAUCCCAGCAGCAAAAACAAUCCCCUGCUUCCCCAGAUUCCCCCGAACAGGAUCCGAGUAAACCGAAUCCGGCAGGCAAACCCCUCGACAGUGGACUCCAAGCCAGAUUGCCCAGUGCCCCUCGUGAUCUGGUGGCCCAGAUAGUGAAGUCCCGCUUCGUGACCCUCAGCUGGGUGGAACCCCUUCAGAAUGCCGGCGAUGUGGUCUACUACACCGUCUACUACAAGAUGAACAACAGCGAGAGGGAACAAAAAAUGGUCACCAAGUCGCACGAUGAUCAACAGGUCAACAUUCAAUCUCUGCUGCCGGGCAGAACCUACCAAUUUCGAGUGGAGGCAAACACCAAUUUCGGCAACGGAGCAUCUUCGGCUGCACUGGAGGUCAGCACCCAGCCGGAGGUGAACAUUGCAGGUCCGCCGCGCAACUUUGAGGGAUUCGCCCGCAGCCACAAGGAGAUCUAUGUGAAAUGGAUAGAGCCGGCGGUAACCAACGGCGAGAUUCUCAAGUACCGCGUUUACUACUCCGAAAACGACAGCGGUGCUGAUUUGUAUCACGAAAGCACUUCGUUGGACGCUGUGCUAACGGAGCUGCGUCCCCACACGGAUUACGUGAUAUCUGUGGUGCCUUUCAAUAGGAAUGGAAUGGGAGAUCCCUCCUCGGAAAUCCGGGUGAAGACGUUCUCUUCCACGCCAUCGGAGCCGCCAAAUAAUGUCACUUUGGAGGUGACGAGUUCUAGUUCAAUCACCGUUCACUGGGAGCCGCCUGCAGAGGAGGAUCGCAAUGGUCAGAUCACAGGCUACAAGAUUCGCUAUCGCAAGUUCAAGGAUGCACCGCAGGUGAAGAGCACGCCGGCCAACAUUCGCUACUUCGAGUUGAGCAGCUUGGAUCGCAAUGCCGAGUACCAGGUGAAGAUUGCCGCCAUGACGGUGAACGGAUCGGGACCCUUCACGGAAUGGUAUCGCGUCAACACACUCGAAAAUGAUCUGGAUGAGACUCAAGUACCUGGCAAACCCAUUUGGAUAAACAUUCAUCCGGGAGCGAACAACAUUGCGCUGCACUGGGGUCCACCACAACAGCCGGAGAUCAAGAUACGCAACUACGUGCUGGGCUGGGGUCGCGGAAUUCCCGACGAGAACACCAUCGAACUGAAGGAGACGGAGCGCUAUCAUGUGCUCAAGAACCUGGAGUCGAACAUGGAGUAUGUGGUGUCGCUGAGAGCGAGGAAUGUGAAGGGGGACGGUCCACCCAUUUACGAUAAUAUCAAGACACGCGACGAGGAGCCAGUGGAUGCACCCACUCCACUGGAGGUUCCGGUGGGUCUGCGAGCCAUCACCAUGUCCAGCUCCUCGAUUGUGGUCUACUGGAUCGACACGAUGCUGAACAAGAACCAGCAUGUCACGGAUAAUCGCUACUACACGGUCAGCUACGGCAUCACGGGAUCCAAUCGCUAUCGCUACCACAACACCUCGGAUCUCAAUUGCAUGAUCAACGAUUUGCGACCCAAUACGCAGUACGAGUUUGCAGUUAAGGUGGUCAAGGGUCGAAGGGAAUCAUCGUGGUCCAUGUCCGUGUUGAAUAGCACCUAUCAAAAUGUGCCAGUCACUCCGCCUCGCGAGGUCACAGUUCGCCUGGAUGAGCAGAAUCCACCGAAUGUGAUUGUUCAGUGGAUUCCACCGAAGCACACUGUUGGUCAGAUCACCGGGUACAACAUCUACUACACCACUGAUACCACAAAGCGGGAUCGCGACUGGUCAGUGGAGGCCUUCGCUGGCGAAGAGACCAUGCUGAUGCUACCGAACCUUAAGCCAUACACUACGUACUACUUUAAAGUCCAGGCGAGAACCACAAAGGGCACGAAUAAUGCUCCGUUCUCAGCUCUGGUUUCCUACACCACCAGUGCAGCGGUCAUCAUGCAGGAGGCCGACACCAUCGCCAAGGGAAUCGACAACGAGAAGCUGCUGUACAUCAUCAUUGCGGCGACAGCAGUUGUGCUGCUGCUGGUCCUCGUUGGCAUCCUGAUGCUGUGCCGUCGUAAGCCUCAAUCCUCACCAGAACAUACGAAGAAGAGCUACCAAAAGAACAACGUGGGCGUGCCCAAGCCUCCGGAUCUAUGGAUACACCAUGAUCAAAUGGAGCUGAAGAACAUCGACAAGGGUUUGCACACAGUGACUCCAGUUUGCAGCGACGGAGCGUCGAGCAGUGGUGCCCUCACUCUGCCCCGUUCGGUGGUGCACAGCGAGUACGAGGUGGAGACACCAGUGCCAGGUCAUGUGACCAAUUCCCUGGACAAGCGCUCCUAUGUGCCAGGAUAUAUGACCACCUCAAUGAACGGAACCAUGGAGCGACCGCAGUAUCCGCGCACGCAGUACAGCCACCAGAACCGAUCCCACAUGACCAUGGAGGCGGGUCUCUCCCAGCAGAGCCUCACCCAGCCGCAGAGCAACUCGAUGGCUCAGACACCGGAGCAUCCUUAUGGCGGUUACGAUGCCAAUUUCUGCAAUGCGAGCAGUGGAGCCGCUGGUAAUGGCUGUGUGUCUACCAUUGAGAGCGCCAAACGUGGGCAUCCUCUGAAGAGCUUCAGCGUUCCAGGGCCACCGCCCACAGGAGCAGCCACGCCCAUCAAUAAACAUACUCCCGCCGUCACAAUACGUCCACAAAACCAAUCGCCAUACAAGAAGCCAUCGUUCUCGGCCGCCACGCCCAAUCGCCUGCAGGGCGGCGGCUCGGUGGUCCAUUCAACCGAUGAGAUUCAAAGACUGGCACCCAGCACGUCCACCGAGGAGCUCAACCAGGAAAUGGCCAAUCUGGAGGGCCUCAUGAAGGAUCUGAGCGCCAUAACGGCCAAUGAGUUCGAGUGUUAACACUGAAGCCGCCAUCAAAACCUUCGAUCGGUUCGAUCGGUUGGCUGAAAGUAUUAGUCGUCAAACAACAGAUGUUACUUGUUUUUUAGUUUCUGUUUUAUAUUAAUGAUUUAACUCGAAUUUGUGAAAUGUAUUGAAGCGACUUGAACUUGAAUUAGGUUCGCCUUCGGUGAGGUCCGUUUAGUUUUAGUUAAUCAAAUGUGCGAUAUAUUAAUGACCGAAAAGAACUGUAAAUACGAACGACGCAGCCAUAUAAAUUUGUAAGCCUAGAUACACACAUUCAUACCUAUAAAUAGCACAUAAGCAUAGUUAAUUAUCGGAUAAGAAGGGUGUAAAAACAAGGGGACAGAACGGAUAGCGAGGAAACAGAUGGAACGUACAUAUAUUGAGCAUGAUCUGUCUCUCUAGCUGUCACACGACAUUUCAUAUUUAUCACUCUGAAUCAUCUUAAUUUAUAGUCUAAGCCCCACAUACAUAUGCCAUUCUAUAUUCAUAUGCAUACAGCAUCUAAGCUAAGUUUCAUACUAGUAACGCGACCCUAAGAACGUAACUUUUAUGCUAUUAUAACCCCAACAAACAAUCAAAACAUUUCGAUCUAAACUUGCCCCUUAAAGUGUUCUCCAAUAUUGUUUUAAAUCUAUGAGUUUGAUACGUGCCAUUCAAUGAUUUGUCGCCAAUCCCACACAACUACUUAAGCUAUAAAGUCAAGUUCUAGACUAAGCCAGCAAAGCAUUUACGAUUUAAACUUAACUAUUAAAAAAAGAUGGCAUGACACUGUCUGUUAUAUUGCGCAAAGCAUAAAUGCAACUUUUUAAAAAGGAGACUUUGAAUGCUUCAAAGUUUUUAUUGCCAGGAAAGUUUACUAAUUUUAUGCGUUGUUCACUAUAAACAUUGUUCACUGUAUUCAACAUUGUUUUGCACAACAAUCUCAUUAAACUCAGUAAUGCGUUAAAAUGUAAACCUCAAGGAAUGCAUUUUGAAAAUUGUAAAAUUUUGUAUUGUAUUGAACGUAAACUUUGUAAUCAAAAGAAAUUACUAAAUAUAUAAAAAAUAUGUGAAAAUUA
Drosophila ficusphila is the source of this 6348-nucleotide messenger RNA. It is a transcript of the gene fra, whose product is annotated as neogenin. The record is from RefSeq and is a predicted model, not a curated record. Gene Ontology annotation, biological process: cell-cell adhesion. The coding region runs from base 689 to 5284 and encodes 1531 amino acids. Gene Ontology annotation, molecular function: protein binding. The transcript is spliced from 10 exons. Gene Ontology annotation, cellular component: membrane. NCBI's taxonomy places the organism in Eukaryota, Metazoa, Arthropoda, Insecta, Diptera, Drosophilidae.